CUUUCGACGUGAACAGACGUGCACAGACGUGAACAGACGCGCACAGUGCGACAAUUCGAAAUUUCGACAUUCGUAAACAGAGUCGAAAUCGCGCGUUCAAGUGCCAAAGUGUAAGACAGAAAAGAAAAGUGCUGGUCUACUGAAACAGAAUUAGUUCGGAAGAGAAAGAGAAGCAAAGCAUGUCCAGUGCACAAGUGUCGCAACAGCCGCCGCCGCAGACAACCACAGCGCUAUCGAUGCCGUCGCAGCUGCUCCUCAGCCACAUAGCCGCCGCCAGCCAGAGCCAUACCAUCAGCCAGCACCAUACACAUCAACCUCAUCCCCAUCCGCAGAGAUUGUCGCCCCAGAGAUCGUCGCCGCACGACUACGAUCAGAGCAGCAACCACUCCACACUCUCGCCCAGAUCCAGGGGCAGUCCCACUCCCAGUCCAGCGGCCGUUGGCGCCAGUCCCACACACUCCACAGCCACAACCGGAUCCCCACAGAGCGCCUACGCUCCUGGAUUGAGUCCAGGCAGAGGAGGACAGGAGCACGCCACGGAACAGGCCGCCGCCGGAGGUGCAACGCCAUCGGGAAUGGCUCUUCUAGUGGCGCCCAUACCCGUGGGCUGUCCGCCACCACAGGGACCGCCGCCACCGGCCACGCAUCCACGACUGUACGUGGAGGGAUUCGCACCACAUCAUGUCCAGCAUCCGCAUUCCGCUCUGGUAAAUGUGAACGGAGGAUAUCCCCUGCCCCGUCUGCCACUAGCUGCUGUGAUGAUGCCAGCCAAUGGUGCAGCGCCAGUGAAUGGUGCAGCCCCACCGCCCGUUUCCAGCUCCUGCUCCCCGCAGCCAUCAAGCAACCACACGACCAGCAGCACCGCAACGAAAAUGACGACACUACCGCCGCCCGCCCAGAGCCAGCCCAAGAAAUCUUUUUGCAUCGAUGCCCUGCUGGCCAAGAGCCAGCACCAGGCGGGUGAGCGGGAGGCCCAGCCCAUCAUCGUCGACGAUCGCCUGGCCGCCCUGCACUACGCCGCCCGGGAUCAGGCAGAGCUCAACCACGCUUUCGUGGCCGCCUCCAAUGCGGCAGCGGCCCAGGCGGCAGCAGCCCAUGCAGCAGCCGUCGGCGGAAUCAGCGAUCACGAGGCACUGCAGCGCAUACGCGAAUCACGGGAAUACGAUUCACCCAGUCCCGACGGCAUGUCACGAUCCGAGUCACCGAGCUCAUCGCAUCGCUCCAGUCCGCCCAUCAGUCCGGGAUGCGAGGACCAGCACACCCACGGCCACGGCCACGGCGGCCUUCCGCAUCCGCAUCCGCACCUGCACCAGCAUCCCCAUCACAUGUCCAUGCGCAUGUCCGAUCUCCAUGACGAGUUUAAGAAGCCCGUGGCACCGCACAGCCCCAUCAGACCCCAAGACUUUCCUCUGUACGCGGGCGGACAUCCGUAUCAGCUCCUGGCACAAGGGGGAUCCGCUUUCCACCGGCCACUAGACCCAUCCGGCAAGCCCAUUCCGAUCCCCAUGGGUCACAACUUUAUGCCCUCGCAGCUGCAAUUUGAGUUCCUGGCCCGGGCUGGCAUGCUCCACCAUCGUAUACCCGAAUUGGCCGCCUAUCCGCACCACGCGAUCCUGGGGAAGACGCGGAGGCCUCGCACGGCCUUCACCUCCCAGCAGCUGCUGGAGCUGGAGAAGCAGUUUAAGCAGAACAAGUAUCUCAGCCGACCGAAGCGCUUUGAGGUGGCCAGCGGUCUGAUGCUCUCCGAGACGCAGGUGAAGAUCUGGUUUCAGAACCGCCGCAUGAAGUGGAAGCGCUCCAAGAAGGCCCAGCAGGAGGCCAAGGAGCGGGCCAAGGCCCAGCAGCAGCAGCAGCAGCAGCAGCAACAGCAGAACCAGAAUCAGCCUCAGAGUGGGGCCAGUUAGGAGGAGGAGGACCCAGAGUUGGAUAUGGAAUUAGAUAUGGAAUUGGAGGAGGAUGUGGAUGCCCUGGAGGAGGAGGAGGUGGAGGGGCAUCCAUUCUAGUCAGGCCGCGAUCAAACCGCCGUCCCACCCAUCAGUGAACCCACAUAUUUUUCGAUUUUCGCAAUUUGUUGAAAUUUGUAGUCGUUCUUUUUUUUGGGCAGCAACAAAAACCAUGCACUGUGUGAUAUAUGUAAACGCGAAAUAUAUAAAUUAAAUGCAUUAUUCCCCCUAUACCCCGCACCCUGAUCCCCACUAAUCAUCCCAUCCAUGCCCCUAUUUGUACAUAAACAUGCAACUAAUUAGACAACAUAAACGAUAAGUAAAUAUAAAUAUAAACAUAAAUCUAAAGUUAAAUAAUGCCAAUAAAUUACGUUAAAUUACGUUCAA
Drosophila guanche is the source of this 2330-nucleotide messenger RNA. It is a transcript of the gene exex, whose product is annotated as motor neuron and pancreas homeobox protein 1. The transcript is spliced from 3 exons. Gene Ontology annotation, biological process: central nervous system development; spinal cord motor neuron cell fate specification; neuron projection morphogenesis. Gene Ontology annotation, molecular function: DNA-binding transcription factor activity, RNA polymerase II-specific; sequence-specific double-stranded DNA binding. The record is from RefSeq and is a predicted model, not a curated record. NCBI's taxonomy places the organism in Eukaryota, Metazoa, Arthropoda, Insecta, Diptera, Drosophilidae. Gene Ontology annotation, cellular component: nucleus. Bases 180 to 1904 code for a protein of 574 amino acids.